AUGUACCUUGGAGCCAUCAAGCUUGAAGUUUUUGACCAAGAAGCACUGGCACUAGAAAUCUAUCUUGCGCCCUGUGGUGGGCUGACCGUAGCUGGAUACCAGAUGCCCAUUAAAGCUGCUCUAGCAGUCCUCCUCCUUAGCUGGCUGGGGAGAGAAAAUGUGAUGAUAGACGUGUGGAUUGAGAUAGGUACAGGGAGGGAUCAUUUGGCAAUCACCGUCAAGGGCAAAACAGAUGACUUGAGUUUAAUAAGCAAAAUCAGAGUCUGCUUUGUGUGUGGCGAAAGGGGGGCCACCAUCUCAUGCCAGGGGCUGGGCUGCGACUGCAGGUUCCAUCUCCCCUGUGCCAUGGAGGGUGGAUGCAUCACCUGUUACUUCCUGCCAUACAGGUCCUUCUGCUGGGAGCACUGCCCACAGCAGCAGGAGCUGGAGGCUCCAGAGAACACCACCUGCCUCAUCUGCACGGAUCCACUUGAAGGCAGAACAACCUAUGGGACCAUGGUGUGCCCAGCAUGCAAACAUGCCUGGUUCCACAGGGCCUGCAUCCAGGGACAUGCUAUGCGUGCUGGCACUUUUUCCUUGCAGUGCCCUCUGUGUCGAAAUAGGAAACUCUUUCUAACAGAAAUGUUCCGCAUGGGGAUCCGCAUCCCCGUAAGACAAGCGUCAUGGGAAGACAACAAUGCGUACGCAGAACUGUACCAGAGGCAUGGGAGCUGCAAUGCCAGGGAGUGCUUUUGUCCAGAAGGCAGGGAGGAGGCAGAGCCAGACGGGCCUUGGCAGCUGUUCCUGUGCCACUCCUGCACUGCUCUGGGCACUCACAGACGCUGCUCCAACUUGGGGAACAGCCAUGAGGCCACAUGGGAGUGUGACAGCUGUGCUGGCCUGGGCACCUCCUCCAGUGCCAGCUCAGAGCUUCCUGGUCCCAGUACUGCCAGCCCAGCAGCAUCAGGGCAAUCUUGGAUUUCUGGAACUAGAGUCCAGCAGCCCCUGCACCACCAGCCAGGUAGCAUCGGGGCAGGCUCUUGGACAUGCAGCACAGGAGACCAGUAG
Messenger RNA from Melopsittacus undulatus (budgerigar), 1047 nucleotides. Its product is annotated as PHD finger protein 7-like. The coding region runs from base 1 to 1047 and encodes 348 amino acids. Gene Ontology annotation, cellular component: nucleus. The record is from RefSeq and is a predicted model, not a curated record. NCBI's taxonomy places the organism in Eukaryota, Metazoa, Chordata, Aves, Psittaciformes, Psittaculidae. The transcript has 7 exons.